CUGCAGUCACUCAGCUGAAAUUACAUGUUCACGAUCAUAAUACGAUCAAAGUGAGCUGGCACAGACCCUCUACAUUCAACGGACCUGAGGAAAAUACAUAAUACAACUAAAAACAGCUGAUGAUAAGGAAGUGAGAAAGAAGGGGACGCAGAGUUGUACAAAAUGUGAAGUUGAAUUCAAAGAUCUGAGCUACUCUACGACCUACAAAGUGAAGGUGACGGCUCACAACGGACACUAUGAGAGUGACCCUGAAAUAAACCAAAUCAGCACUUUCUACAACAACAGAGCUGUUACUGGGUUUCGUGUCUUCCUCGUCAUCCUCACGUCUGUGGCUCUGCUUUUUCUCACCUACAAGUUCUACAUUCAGAAGCUCAGAAAGUCCACAAAUGAUGUGAAUGACGACAUGGAACUUGAAGCAAUUUAUGAGAACGGACAAACUCCUGGAUCACGUCAUAAAGAAGCUCACUGAUCAAGAAAGACAUCACGGAGCAGCAAAGUCUGUCACCAUUAACUCUUUAUUGUUUGGUGAAGAAACCACAAACUCCUCACCUCCACGCACAACCGCAAAUGCUACAGUAGUUAGUCCAUCAGUGAAUUCAGCUGCCACGUCUGCAACCAGAGCUUCUCCUGCAAACACCUCAAAUGAGACCUCACUCACACCCACUCCACCCAGCAGCUCAUCUGACUCUCAGGCCUCACCUACAGACACCACAGUGACAGCUCCCACUGCAGCCACCGAGACGACUCCUGAGCCUCCAAAGUGUUCCUACACUGUCACACCCAUCGAGUUUGGACUGCAGAUUAACCUGAUGAACUUCACCCCUGGUGAAUACAACAUUAGUAUUAUUGAAGGAGGUCGACGAGUGAUUAACAAGACGGUCAUUAAUCAGUCUGGUCAACACAACAUCCAACACCUGAAGCCCUGCACUGAAUAUGAGCAUGAAGUUACAUUUAUUCACAGUGAUGGCAAUAAAACACUCCAGUGUACCUGCAAUGGAAAUAAAACUAAAACAAAAGAAAUGAGUGAGACAGACAUUACAGUGCAAAGCAGCAUAAAUGGAUGUGUUUGUUACCAGAGUAACUGGGACAUCAGCUCUUCAAUAUCAGCACCAAAUGUAACUUCAGCUGAUCAGUGCAGCAGUGACGGUAAAAGCUUCUGUGUCGAACACGGAGACGUUUGCUCUGAUUUUGAAACAACCUUCACUUCAGGAAACUGUCCUUCACUUAGCAUCACCACAAACAUCAUUGUUGAUUUAUAUAAUUCAAGUGAAAGUAAACUGAGUGGUCCCACUGGACUUCCUGCAAAAAUUGAUCCAAUGUCACCAACUAUAUCAGAGUGUAAAAAUAUCACAGUUAAUUACACUUGUUCAGAAAAAGACAAACCUGAUGAGGUGAACAAACUGCUGUCUGAGCUGGAGCCCUUCACAGAAUACAUCUGUACUGGUCUGAUCUUAAACAACAACAUCAGGACCAAUAGGACAACUCCACCCGUCCACCUUAACACUGACUGUGAUCUUACAAUAAACAUGGAGAAGGAAACAACCAAUACUUCCAUUAAUCUGAGCUGGAAAACAACCAGUAAGAACUGUGACAGUGUCCUUCAUACACGUUACAAUCUCUCAUAUGACUGCAGUUGUUCUCCCAGUGAGAAAACAAGAAUCACAGAGCUUCAGCCUGAUGGAGGAACGUGUGAUAUUACUGGACUCAAAGCAUUCACUGAUUAUAAAUGUGGAGUCCAACCCAAAUACAACGGCAGGACAGUUUCCAAUAAAAAGGAAGUUACACUAAAAACUGACCCUGGAGUACCCGACGGGCCCUCUAAAGUGACUGUGACUGUGCCAGAGAAUAAUGUGAUUAAAGUAGAGUGUUCCCAUAGAGGCAACAUUAGAGGGCCAAUAGAAAAAAGAAGAUUCAUAGCACGUCUUCAUCCUGGUGGUGAAAACAAACCACAGAAUAAAACAGAGUGUAAGUUUGAAUUCAAAGAUCUGAGCUACUCUACAGACUACACAGUGGAGGUGACUGUUUUCAACGGAUACUUUGAAAGCAAACCCGGCAGAGAAACUGCUCACACUCGCUACAAUGACAAAGCUGUCAUUGGUUUUUUGAUCUUCCUCAUAUCCGCCGCUCUGCUUCUGGUGGCCUGCGUGUGCUACAGGAAGCUCAGAAAGCGUAGGAGUGACGUGGAUGAAAAUCUGGCCUCAGAAGCAAUUUACAUGAACACACGACCUCCUGGGUGGCAUCAUAAAGAAGCUCAGUAACCAAGAACAUCACAGAGCAUCAAACUAAAUCUCCAUAAACUCUUUAUCUUUAGUAUUUAAGUUGUUCAGUCUUCAUUUGGUCAUUUUUCCAUUUUAGCAAUAAAAAACUAUUUUGUUUACAUUAAGCCCAAAGCUCC
Molecule: messenger RNA, 2395 nt
Organism: Oreochromis aureus
Lineage: Eukaryota; Metazoa; Chordata; Actinopteri; Cichliformes; Cichlidae
Product: receptor-type tyrosine-protein phosphatase C-like
Exons: 20
Coding region: 396-2258 (620 amino acids)
Molecular function (GO): protein binding
Source: RefSeq, a predicted model, not a curated record